AUGCAUGGCUACUUGCUCGUGUCCCAAGGUGCCUUCACUUCGGACGAUUCGUCCAACACGGAUAGAAAGUCAGAAAUGGAUUUCCAGUACAAAGACAGCCAUUCUUCUGAAUGUGCCACAAAGUCGUCGUCCUCCUCUUCUCCAGCAGACAAUGACGUGGGUUCGGUUGUUCUGUUUGGUGUUCCUAUAGUUUGCCUGUAUGUUGAAAGCAAAGAACGGCUCUGUCUGGCCCAGAUAUCAAAUACUUUACUCAGGAACUUUAGUUAUAACGAGAUCCACAACCGCAGAGUUGCGCUUGGAAUCACCUGUCUACAAUGCACGCCUGUACAACUAGAGAUAUUACGACGAACAGGCGCAAUGCCAGUGUCAUCCAGGCGCUGUGGUCUGAUCACUAAGAGGGAGGCUGAGAGGUUAGUAAGGUCGUUCGUAGAGGAAAUACCUCCACCUAAACUUCCGGAGAACUUUUCAUUCAAGGUUUACCAUACCUGUGGUUGGGGAUGUCAAGGCAUGUUUCUGCCUUCUAGAUACAAUAGUUCUCGUGCUAAGUGCAUUAAGUGCUCGUUCUGCAAUUCUUUCUUUUCUCCAAACAAAUUUAUAUUCCAUUACCAUAAGACACCGUCAGCAAGUUAUCGCCACCCUGACGCGGCAAACUUUAACUCAUGGAGACGCCAUCUUCUUCUGAGUGAUCCUUCUCCAACUGAUUCUCUCCAACAUGCCUGGGAGGAUGUAAAGUCAAUGUUCAAUGGUGGUUGCCGUAAGCGCACUACUCAACACAGUCUCGGUCCAUCAACAUCUUCAAACUCCUCGCCAAUACCAAUCGGUCAGUUCAACCAAUGUUCAUAUGAUCAUUUGCAGUCGGUGCCUUCAGGAGUAAACCAAUUCAACAGAUAUAUUGGAUCUGGCAUGAUGGAAACUGACACUCAAGAAAGACCAAUGACACACUCGUCUUUCCAGUCCAGUUACCCCAGCAAUGUGAUUGGUCCUUAUGGCGAUAUCCUUCGUUCUCUUAGCAUGCAUUACAAUCCCUGGUGGAAAUCUAUGUAUCUCACAGGUCAGCCCUAUUCUCCCUGUAAUUCGGUACCCCUCCCGAUCAACAUGUCCUGUAUUAACUACCCACCAAUGAUUCUUGCUUCUCCAAACAAUUCCAGUCGGCCCUCAACGGAGGAGGACGCAAAGUAUCCGGGAAACCCCGCUCUACCGAGAGUAACGAAAAGUGAAGAGAAGAGGCUUGCUAUACAAACGACAGGAGAGAGGAUACAAACUGAUGCCGCGAUCAGCAUACCAAGCAAUGGGAAUCAGUUUAUAGGGGCAGGAAAAUCUAGUUCUACUUCAACAGGGAUAGAUGAUGGGAACCUUAUCAACAAAUCAAAGAGUUCAACAGACGGCAAAGUUAAGGGGGAACAAACCAAAUCAAGAACCUCGGAUGAAAAUUGCACUGAACAAACCAAAGACCUUUUGCCAACUGAUGGUAUGGAUAUUUCAGCGUAUUCUAUAGAUCAGCUUCGAGAGUUGCUACUGAAGUCUAGAUCGGAGAAAUGUGGAACCAUGAACUGA
Messenger RNA from Saccostrea echinata, 1554 nucleotides. RefSeq lists its product as uncharacterized. The coding region runs from base 1 to 1554 and encodes 517 amino acids. The record is from RefSeq and is a predicted model, not a curated record. Gene Ontology annotation, cellular component: transcription regulator complex; nucleus. The transcript has 5 exons. Lineage: Eukaryota; Metazoa; Mollusca; Bivalvia; Ostreida; Ostreidae. Gene Ontology annotation, biological process: negative regulation of transcription by RNA polymerase II; negative regulation of BMP signaling pathway. Gene Ontology annotation, molecular function: RNA polymerase II cis-regulatory region sequence-specific DNA binding; SMAD binding; DNA-binding transcription factor activity, RNA polymerase II-specific.